Messenger RNA from Ruditapes philippinarum (Manila clam), 801 nucleotides. RefSeq lists its product as uncharacterized. Bases 112 to 510 code for a protein of 132 amino acids. NCBI's taxonomy places the organism in Eukaryota, Metazoa, Mollusca, Bivalvia, Venerida, Veneridae. The transcript has 2 exons. The record is from RefSeq and is a predicted model, not a curated record.
UAUUACUUGUGGUGAACAAAUACACCGGGAUAUUUAAAUAACCAAUGAAUCACAUACCUUACAACUAAGAACAAACAUACAAAAUUUGUUCUAGAAGAAACACAUAGUGACAUGGCUAGGAAUUAUAUUGAAUUAGUUCUCAUAGUAGUUUUUAUAAUGAUGUCUCAGCAGAUCGUGUCAGGAAACGAAGAAACAAGCGGCGAAGACAUAAUAAAAAUGCGGAAACAUGAGUUUUCAGCACUUUGUCCGUAUACAGACACUUGCUAUACAAAUGCAUCAGCAAAAGAGGAGAAUCUGGAUUUUGGUAUCAAAUGUUGUGAUGCGUGUAAAUGUGAUCAUCAGUGUGGAUUAAACUGUUGUCCAGACAUGUCAGUUUAUUUCAAAAACACAGAGGAUUUGUUUAAAUCUAAACAGAUACUGAAAAUGAAGACGGCUGCAACUUGGUGUUUGACAUUCCAGAAGGAACGGACGGAUACCCCUGGAUAUCUAAAAUAUGUAAUAGAAAUAUAAUAGAUCGCUGUAACGUAACAGGUCGAUGGCUGUCUUACAACAGAAAUAUGGAAGAGGCAUGUUUGUCAUAUAGAUCCAUUUAUGAUGGCCUGUUCAGGAAUGUACAUUGUUUUUUAUGCAAUGGUUUUGAGCUUAAUGAUGUAACAAAAUCGUGUGCAACAAGUUUUAUAUUUUGAUCACAACGGGGAUGAAACAAGUUUUCUCACACUUCUCAACUGGAACAAAGUUAAAGCUAAAAACGUAAAAGGGAAAGAUAAUCAGGGUUCAAACAGCAAAUGUUUUCGGGACAAG